UUCUUUUUUCUUGCGCCUUCAUCGGUUUGUUGUUGGGAAUCUUGCGUCAAGACUUUGUGGUCGUUUUCUCUGCAUUCUGCCUCGUUUGAGAGGGUGAGGAUGCGAGCUCCAUAAUGUGGCGAUUUGGAAAGGGAUGUUUAUGAUGAUCGAUGAUCAGUCCGGAGAGAGCGUAUGGUGUUAUCAAAGCGCCGCAAAUUCUGGGCUGGAAUGGCCUGGCCCCGAGGAUUCAUUGGCCGCAAACGGUAUGUUGAUUUGUACAGUUCGGUAUGUGUACUGUGCCUCGGUGGAGAUCUUCUGCCCGAUCUCAAGGGCCCACUGGGUACAGAUCGCAUUCGAUGGAAGAUGUGCUGAGUUUCUUAUCAGUUGCUCUGAAGGUGGUGGUGGUGGUGGUGGUGGUGGUGUUGUAGGUGUAAUUCGAGUUUAGGAAAUGAAACCUGUCGAACAGUGAUGUUUGAAUAUUCGAGGAAGAAUGAAAGCAGUCAGUCAAUAAGGCGGUGGUCAAUAAUAAAAUAAUACUAGUCAUAAUACCAAUUAAUGUAAC
Messenger RNA from Aspergillus brunneoviolaceus CBS 621.78, 541 nucleotides. RefSeq lists its product as uncharacterized. NCBI's taxonomy places the organism in Eukaryota, Fungi, Ascomycota, Eurotiomycetes, Eurotiales, Aspergillaceae. The record is from RefSeq and is a predicted model, not a curated record. The transcript has a single exon. Bases 134 to 424 code for a protein of 96 amino acids.